AUGCCAAUCGAGGCUCUCCCGCAGGCCACUGUGAGAGCAAUUGGCUCCACUUCAGUCAUCUCAGAUCCCUGCUCGGUGGUCAAGGAGCUUCUAGACAACGCUUUGGAUGCAUCAGCCACAUCAGUUUCAGUCGAAAUCUCACCGAACACUCUUGAUGUGAUUCAAGUCAAGGACAAUGGACAUGGUAUUCCUGCUGAGGAUCACCCUUGCGUCUGCAAGCACGCUUUUACCAGCAAGAUUUCGACCAUUAAUGAUCUGAAGAAUGUCGGCGGGAGUUCUCUUGGGUUUCGUGGUGAAGCGCUGGCCAGUAUUGCUGACAUGUCGGGUGGCGUUACCGUCAUCACACGCGUCGCCUCAGAAAUCGUCGCGUCAAAUCUUGAAUAUGGGAGAGACGGAGAACUUUCUCAGUCUCAGAAGACUUCUCAUCCAGUAGGGACUACGGUGCGCAUUCGAAACUUUCUCAAGCACAUCCCUGUGCGACGGCAAACCGCGCUGAAGGGAGCAACGAAGUGUCUCGCCAAGAUCAAGGCUUUAGUUCAAGCUUAUGCUAUGGCCCAGCCCUCCAAGAGAUUUUCAUUCAAAGUCAUCAAAGCCAGAAACGAAAACAACAACUGGUCAUUUGUGCCAGGGGCGGAUAUAGCCCUCGCAGACGCAUCUGUUAAGGUUGUUGGACGUGAUGUUGCUUCCUGUUGUACCACGAAGGAGUCCACUUGCACACCAAACGCGCAUAAUGCUGCCAAUUUGGACCAAAAGACGUAUCUCGUUACGGCAUUCCUCCCAAAGGCUGACGCAGAUUUCUCCAAAGCCAACAACAAGGGCCAAUUCCUCAGUAUCGAUGGGAGACCUCUUUCCACAUCUCGAGGUGUGGGCCACGACAUUGUCAAGUUGUUCAAAUCCUACGUUCGUGCUGCUAGCUCCAAAGGGGAAGCACCCAAAUCAGUCAGCGAUCCGUUUCUUUGCCUCCAGCUCAGGUGUCCCUUGGGAAGUUACGAUGUCAACAUUGAGCCUGGCAAGGAUGAUGUCCUUUUCGAGGACCGGGAACUUGUGUUUGCACUAAUCGGAAAUCUUUUCGCUGACAAUUACGGAGCACUGCCAGAUGCGGCAACCAAGAACUCGGCCAAGAAGGCUGCAUCUUCUAACGACCCCGCUAAUGAUGCUGGUUUCGACCUGCUUAUGGCCCGGAAGCCUGCCCAAGCCUCUCAGAUAGUGUCCAUCGAAGAAUCAGGUCCUUUAGACGUUCCCCUCAUUACUAGCCCUGGUACCCAGAGGUCAUCGCAUUCCCCCUCGGUGGCAUCCUCAGAGCAGACGCCCCAUAAUGGAGGUCGAGGUAGGGGACUUGAUAAUAACCUGGUCUCUGGGAGUGGUAGUUCGCGUCACAUCAAUCCAUGGUCAAUAUCGCGGAUCAAUGCUUCAUUCCAGGCCCCAGAACCUGGAGAUGCCCCAUCUUCUGCGGUACCUCUCAGUCCAGCGACUACCUCACAAGCAGCCAGACAAAGACACACACCGCAAAGACCAACUUUGACCUCUCCCGUUCGAAAUUCCGAGCAGUCUAGUCCGGUUUAUUCUACACGGACCCCUGUCUCUCCGCUGAAUCACCGUCGAAACCCUCCAACACCUCAUGAAUCCCCACUUCAACCGGCUUCAUCGAUCAGUGCCUCCCGAAGGGCCGCGCGAGAAAGGGACCGGGAGCGCUAUGGGAACGGUGCUCUAGAUACUUGGUUCCAGCGGACUACUCAGGCGUCGCUUGAUGCGAGAUCGCCAGAGGCUCUGGGCGAGGCUGACGAGGCUAGUCUAACACUCUCCCAGCUGGCGGAACAGCGAUUCAAUCCACCACGGGGUGUCCCAGUCAUCACCCUACCGUUGAAGAACAACACUCGAUCAUUAUCACAUGAUCCACGGAGGGAGCAAACACCUGACCCAUCUCCCCAGCAAAUUGACCGUUCUGCUUCGCCGGACAAUGAUCACCAGACAAGGUCAAUGGACAGCGGUCGAGGGUUCCCCGUUUUGGAAAAUUGGGCUGCCAGUAUCCAUGAGGGCUUCACCCCUGAAAGCUCUGCCGAAUUGGAGAAGGCGUUGGAUUUUGAACGGCGAAAACGAGAGGCCAAUCAAUUAUAUCGAACCCGAUCAAAACAGUUGAAUGUCGGGGCGAGAAUUCCUUCAUCGAACUCACCACACCGCAGUCGGUAUCUUGCGGCCAAAGCUGCGUUGGCUGCAGACAGCACCGGAGAUAGCCCGCCAUCUGCCAUGGUCCUUCCCCCGGGCGAUCCGCGAUCGUAUCUCAUAUCCCUCCAAGCAAAUCCAUUGUCGAAUGACUCUGUUGAUGCCCCGGGGAUGCUUCGGCGAAGCCGAACUAGCAGGCUACCCUUUGAACGGAUCCCAGAGGGUCUUGACCUUCACAAUCUGCGCCUUCCCGUCAAGGCCUGUUCUUUGGAUAUUCACGAGUCGUUCAAUUUGACGGCUCGUCACGAUCACUAUACCGGGGGUGGAGAUGAGCCGGAGUCAUCGCUAUUGUCCGGUGUGACCGCACUGCUCCCAUUCUGGAACGAGAAACUGAACACGAUUCUUAGCAAAGGCUACAAGACGAAUGACAGCUUACAGCCUCCAGAUCUAUGCAUAGAUAUCAGCACGGCUAUCGCGGAUCUUGGAAGACAUUUCCGAACAGCCGAAAGCCAAUCUCCGUGA
Molecule: messenger RNA, 2682 nt
Organism: Penicillium cataractarum
Lineage: Eukaryota; Fungi; Ascomycota; Eurotiomycetes; Eurotiales; Aspergillaceae
Product: putative DNA mismatch repair protein
Exons: 3
Coding region: 1-2682 (893 amino acids)
Biological process (GO): mismatch repair
Cellular component (GO): MutLalpha complex
Molecular function (GO): ATP-dependent DNA damage sensor activity; mismatched DNA binding; ATP hydrolysis activity
Source: RefSeq, a predicted model, not a curated record